This is a messenger RNA of Gambusia affinis (western mosquitofish), 820 nucleotides long. RefSeq names its product BAF nuclear assembly factor 1 (gene banf1). NCBI's taxonomy places the organism in Eukaryota, Metazoa, Chordata, Actinopteri, Cyprinodontiformes, Poeciliidae. Gene Ontology annotation, molecular function: DNA binding. The transcript has 3 exons. The record is from RefSeq and is a predicted model, not a curated record. Bases 152 to 424 code for a protein of 90 amino acids.
GCAAAUUGUUCCCCUCAAAGUAAUGACGUGUGGCGCGGGCGCAAUGCAUUGUGGGUGCCGGUGGAAACAGAAACCAAAUAGCCGCUCGGUUACUGUUUCUUUAUUUUGAACUGGACGCUGAAAGCUCAGCCAUUGAAUCUUUGACACGGCCAUGUCUUCAACAUCCCAAAAACAUAAGGAGUUCGUGGCUGAGCCCAUGGGUGAGAAACCUGUCAUGGCUCUGGCCGGCAUCGGAGAAGUCCUUGGGGGGAAGCUGGAGGAAAAAGGUUUUGACAAGGCCUACGUUGUCCUUGGGCAGUUCCUCGUUCUGAAGAAAGAUGAGGAGCUUUUCCGUGACUGGCUCAAAGAUACAUGUGGAGCAAACGCCAAGCAGCAGCGCGACUGCUAUGGCUGUCUUAAGGAAUGGUGCGACGCCUUCCUAUAAGCCCCGUUACCAAUCAUGUUGUUUUUCUAACUUGUGAAGUCUGAAAUGUACAUUACCUCUCCAGCAGUCAGUUCAGUCACAAGUAUUCGGUAGUUUUCACAAAAUAAGUAAAGUGACACGCACUCUUUUAAAUGCCAUUCAUUCUGGCCUUAUUUCAUUACUUUUCUCAUUAAGCUUGUAAGCCAUACAAUAAUGGCAGCUUGCAAUGUCUACUCACUGGUAAUUUUCUUAUUAUGCAAAACUAAUGGAUAAAUUUCAGCUGUAAAGAGCAGAACACUGACUUUUUCUCCUUAUGCUUGUGGGCUACUAAUAAGUCAGGUUGCAUUUGUGCUAGUUAUGCCCUAGCUGGGGCCUUUUAAAUGUUUUCACCACUGUGUUUUAUAAUAUAUAUAUAUA